AUGACUCCUCGCAAUAAUAGAAGCAGCGUGAAGCGCAAUAUGUCCCCCGAGUCCCCAGACGUCAACGCCAAAAAACCCCGUCGCUCGCAACGCAACAAAGGCGGUCCGACCGAGGACAAGAACGAGGAAAAGGUCACUACUCCUGGAGCCUCUAAAGAAGAACUCAAGGAAGAAGCCCUCGCAAAUCCCCAGGAGCACGCAACUCAUACCCCGGCACCGUCACCCCCAACGCGUACACCGGCAUCGUCACCCCCACCACACACACAGGAUGCCACGCAGGCUGCCUCGCAAUUCUACUAUCCCCCGCUCGCUGAUGAGGGGCUGGAUAAGAAGGAGGUCGAUGAGUCUGUGUGGGGCUAUUUGUGGCCCCUCUCGGAUAAGAGCGACUCAGUCAUAAAGUUAAAUAAGCAAGCACCCAUUCCCGACAAGAAGAAGAAAAAGAAGGGACCGAUAACGAAGGGAAAGAAGCUACCACCAAAUGGAUUCCUGGUGGGAAGGCAUGCCGAGUGUGAUUUGUUGAUUGAUGAUGCCGUGAUCUCAAAUAGGCAUUGUGUCAUCUUCAAAGAAAUCAGUGGAAACCAACCCGUGGCAGUUCUGGAAGAUCUUUCUUCUAAUGGAACAUGGGUUGGUGGUGUUAUCGUCGGACGUAACAAUCGUCGGGUUUUAAACACCGGGGACGAGGUUGAGUUCGCCGGUGGGAAGCAAUAUAUAUUUAGGUACCCGAUGAACAUGCGUUCCAGCGCAUUUCAUGAUACCUAUGACCUUAGAGAGCAAUUAGGAAGCGGUCAUUUUGCGACAGUGCACAAAGCGGUCGAAAGGAAGAGUGGGCAGGAAUUUGCUGUCAAGAUCUUCAGUAAGAGGCGGAAUGAUGAUUCAUGGAGGACCUCGGGGGUCAAACAGGAGAUCGCUGUGUUAAUGAGCGUGAGCCAUCCAAAUGUUUUGUGUUUACAGGGCAAUUACGAUGCGGAUGAUGGUGUCUAUCUGGUGCUUGAGUUGGCAUCUGAAGGAGAGCUAUUUAAUCACAUCAUCAAGAACGGGAAGUUGAGUGAAGAGGAUACAAAGAAGAUCUUCAUUCAACUCUUAAAUGGCCUCAAGUAUCUGCACGACCGCGGUAUUGCCCAUAGGGAUAUAAAGCCCGAGAAUAUCCUUCUUAUGGAUAAGGACCUUACCGUAAAACUUGCCGACUUCGGUCUCGCCAAGAUCAUUGGUGAAGACUCUUUCACAACCUCCCUUUGCGGAACCCCAAGCUACGUCGCCCCAGAAAUCCUUCAGAGCAGCAAAAACCGCCGAUACGCCCAUGCUGUCGAUAUUUGGUCUCUGGGAGUCGUUCUAUAUAUCUGCCUCUGUGGCUUCCCCCCCUUCUCUGACGAAUUACACACCCCACAAAACCCAUACACUCUCUCAGAUCAGAUCAAGGGAGGGAGAUUUGACUUUCCUUCGCCGUACUGGGAUUCUAUCCCAGAUCCUGCUUUAGAAUUAAUUGAACAAAUGCUUACUGUGGACCCCGAAAAACGGAUUACUGUCGAUAAAGCACUAAAACAUCCAUGGAUCACGGGUUCUAGUUUUGACCCUAAUGAUUCAUGCGCUAGCCUGACCGAAACCAUGGAGACUCUUCAGUUUACAAGGAGAAGGGUUAACAGAGAGCGGACGUUACUUGCUGAUACUCCUGGACUCAAACGAGUUGCUGAUGGUGGAAAGUUGAAGGGAAAAGCGCCGGCGGUAGUUGCGAUUUCCGAGGAGGGUCCUGUAGAGAACCCAGCCGAGUUGGCGGUUGGUGAAAAAGCAUUUAUGAAGGUUGGUGGGAAGGGGGGUGAUGAGACUCUCUAUGGGAGCGACUACGAGGGGAACGGUAAUGAAGAGCCUAGUAGGGAAAUGUCACCGGAGGUUGUCGCGGAGGUGGAGGCCGCGGCGGGUGCUUAA
This is a messenger RNA of Morchella sextelata, 1920 nucleotides long. RefSeq lists its product as uncharacterized. Gene Ontology annotation, biological process: protein phosphorylation; mitotic DNA damage checkpoint signaling. The transcript has 5 exons. The record is from RefSeq and is a predicted model, not a curated record. Gene Ontology annotation, molecular function: ATP binding; protein serine/threonine kinase activity; protein binding. Bases 1 to 1920 code for a protein of 639 amino acids. Lineage: Eukaryota; Fungi; Ascomycota; Pezizomycetes; Pezizales; Morchellaceae. Gene Ontology annotation, cellular component: nucleus.